Messenger RNA from Fusarium mangiferae, 1485 nucleotides. RefSeq lists its product as uncharacterized. The transcript has a single exon. Bases 1 to 1485 code for a protein of 494 amino acids. The record is from RefSeq and is a predicted model, not a curated record. NCBI's taxonomy places the organism in Eukaryota, Fungi, Ascomycota, Sordariomycetes, Hypocreales, Nectriaceae.
AUGGUUGAGGGUAAAGGGAAGAACAAGCUUGGCUAUCAGAAGCUCCGGUUUUGCGAGAAGCAAAGUGCAAAUGACAACAUCCAGUUCUUCUGGGUGGAUACCUGCUGUAUCGAUAAAACAAGCAGUGCGGAGCUUUCUGAGGCAAUUAACUCCAUGUAUCACUGGUACCGCGACGCAGAUAAGUGCUACGUGUACCUCUCCGAUGUAUCAAUCAACGGUUCCGUCGGAAGCUCCCUGUCAUCUCAGCAGACGUGGGAGACAGCAUUCAGACAGAGCCGUUGGUUUACCCGGGGCUGGACGCUUCAAGAGCUCGUUGCGCCGUCCUGUGUCGAAUUCUUUUCCCUGGAAGGUCAGAGACUUGGAGACAGGGAAUCAUUGAUACAGGAAAUCGAAGAUAUCACGGGAAUCAAUACAGAAGCUCUGCGAGGAAGCCCACUUUCUCGAUUUGGCUUCGAGGAGCGAAUGUCUUGGGCAAGAGGCCGUGAAACCAAACGUGAGGAGGACGCUGCAUACUCCUUGCUGGGAGUCUUUGGCGUACAUAUGCCGCUUGUAUACGGGGAGGGACGGAGAAAUGCAUUCAUUCGACUUCAAAGAAUGAUUCAAGAAUCUGCAAGGAGCUUUGGGUCCGAAGGUUUUCAUUUCAUCUUGCAGAGGGGCACAGCAUUGCACGAGACCGACGAUACGUUCAGAUUCCUUAUGGGAGAUAUGAACAGAGAUGGCUGUCCAGACUUGGUCGCCGUCAAGUCGAGACACACUAUUAGCAACAUGAUUGAACUCAGCGUCUUUUCUGGGGCUUCACUAUUCAGGAAAUACAUCUCACAAACAGUAGUUCGCGUGCCAGUGACAAUGGAGACACACUAUGAUUUCGCCUUAGCAGACUGGGACGGUGACAAGACUUUGGAUCUCGUCGUCAUCAAGAAAGGCAGCACCGAUACCAAGACCACCGAGGUCUGCAUCCUUUCAGGCGCUUCUAAUUUCCAAGACAUCAUUCUACAAACCGGGACCGCGCUGCACGAGACUGACGAUACCUGGGCCUUCUCAAUGGGGAGAUGGAACGCUGGCAGGAAGCCCGACUUAUUCGCCAUCAAGAAAUCCAGCACAGGCACUAACAGUACUGAAGUGCACGUACUGUCCGGGGCUUCGGGCUUCCAGAAAUUCAUUCUACAAACAGGCACUUGUUUGCAUGAAACCGAUGCUGCGUUCGACUUCGCCGUCGCAGACUGGAACGCUGACGGGUGCCCAGAUCUGGUCGUAGUGUGGAAGAGCAACGAUAGCAAUCGCUACUCUCUGGUGCAUGUGCUCUCUGGUGCUUCGACCUACCAGGACUUCAUGUUGCACGCGGAAAUACCACUCCUUGAUACUCUUGGCAUGUAUGAGUUCAUGGUCACUGAGUGGACGCGUAAUGGGAGACUUGACUUAGUAGCGAUUCGGAAGAGCAAAACUGGAACUAAUAGCACAGAGGUACAUAUCAUGACGGGACAAUAG